This is a messenger RNA of Lotus japonicus, 2160 nucleotides long. RefSeq lists its product as uncharacterized. The coding region runs from base 153 to 1661 and encodes 502 amino acids. The record is from RefSeq and is a predicted model, not a curated record. Lineage: Eukaryota; Viridiplantae; Streptophyta; Magnoliopsida; Fabales; Fabaceae. The transcript has 11 exons.
AAUUCAAGGACUAUUUUUCACACCAUCUUUGUCGAAACAUGGUUGUCCCUUUUGCAUCUCAUCUUCAUGUUACUCCUUUCAGAAUAAGAAACAACAAACAAAUAAUCUUCAGCUGCUAAACCCAUCAAACAUCUCUUCAAAAUCAAAACCAAAUGAUUCUUACUAACAACAUUGCCACCGCAUUCCCCUGUUCCCACCGGCCACAAACCGACCCGAACCGCCAAACCCGUUUUCACUUCCGGCGGCCGGUGAGGUCUGCGGCGUCCAACGGCGUGCAUUGGGAGAGGAAGGGCGACAAGCACCGAUCAAUAUGCACCGCCGAUGAGCUUCACCGCGUAUCUGUUUCCAACUCCGAUUGGAAGCUUGCUCUGUGGCGCUACCUUCCUUCUCCCAAGGCCCCUUUGAGGAAUCACCCGCUUUUGUUGUUGUCAGGGGUUGCAACCAAUGCUAUUGGUUAUGAUCUUUCCCCUGAGUCUUCAUUUGCCCGGUACAUGUCGGCGCAAGGAUUUGAUACGUGGACUCUUGAGCUUCGAGGAGCUGGGUUGAGCACAAAAGGAGACAGUUUAGUGGAAGAUGAAGAGUGCCUCAAGAAUUUGUAUGGAAUAGAUUCUGCAAUUAAUGAUGAGUUAGUAACUAAAUCAGAAGAAGUACGGCCAACAACGAGGUUGAUGGAGAUUUUUACAAGGGCAUCUGAUAGGCUUGCAGGCUUUCUCCAUGGAGAUUUAUCUAAAGGGAGACAAAAUUCUGCAGUUGUUAGUCAAGUCAAGGAUUUCAAUCAGAGACUUCGAACUAUUUUUGAAGGUCAAAAGUUUUUCCCAGCACCGAUUUUAGAGUUGCAAGACCGUUUUACUGCCACUUUAGAAGAAUUUCAGGAACAGCUUGAGCUGAUUGUUAAGUAUGAUUGGGACUUUGACCAUUAUCUGGAAGAGGAUAUACCUGCUGCGAUGGAGUACAUAAGGGCUCAAUGCCAACCAAGGGAUGGAAAGUUGCUGGCAAUUGGUCACUCAAUGGGUGGUAUCUUGUUGUAUGCAAAGCUCUCACGUUCUUGUUUUGAUGGAAAGGAUUCUCAGUUGGCAUCAGUUGUUACUUUAGGAUCAUCACUUGACUAUACUCCUUCAAGAUCAUCUCUCAAGUUGCUUUUACCUCUGGCAAAACCUGCUCAGGCUUUAAACAUUCCUGUUGUUCCACUUGGACCAUUGAUGGCUACUACUUAUCCUCUUACGAACAGUGCUCCAUUUGCUCUAUCUUGGCUAAUUUCUCAGAUUUCAGCUCAAGACAUGAUGGAUCAAAAGUUGCUUGAGAAGCUUGUUAUGAACAACUUCUGUACUGUACCUUGUAAGCUUCUCUUGCAGUUAAAAACAGCCUUCUAUAAAGGUGGUUUACGUGACAGGAGCGGAACAUUCUUCUACAAGGACCAUCUGCACAAAAGUAAAGUUCCUGUUUUAGCAGUUGCUGGUGACCAAGACUUAAUUUGUCCUCCCGAAGCUGUAUACGAAACGGUGAAGCUUAUUCCUGAGGAACUGGUUACAUACAAAGUCUUUGGGGAGUCUGGAGGUCCACACUAUGCUCACUAUGACUUAGUGGGUGGUCGUUUGGCAGCAGAACAACUGUAUCCAUGUAUAACCGAAUUUCUCAUUCAUCAUGACAUGGCCCCUGUAUAAUACCUCAUUCUUUUCUACAUCAAGAAUAUAGCUAGUUGAAGAACCUCAUAGAGAGGAACCCCCUUCAGGAUCCUACCAAAUACCAAUGUAUAUAUACAUGUCCUAUAUCUAGUCAUAGUGCAUGUUUGGAGAUCCUUUCACAAUUGAUUCUAAAGUUAAAAUAAAUUUUGGAGAGAAGUUUCUUCUUGUGAGUAGCCUUUGGGUGUCAACGUUGAUUAUCAGGAAAGUGAAGGUGACCCAAACAUGAUUGAAGACCAUGUACAAAUACACAUUGUAAAUAGAGUAUACAAGGUGACACUUGUAUGCAGUAGUACUGUGAACAAAUUCUGGGGAUGGAUGCACUGUAUCAUUCUGAUUUUUACCAGCUUCAAUUUACAAGAAAGCAGGUAAUAGGAAUGAGGAUGUAUUUUUGAUUAAAUUGUAAGUUGCAAAAGUUGAAUUGAAGUUGCAAUGGAAUUUAGUUAUUUUAAUGUUAAAUUAUUCAGUUGGAUCUUACGUA